Messenger RNA from Penicillium malachiteum, 2715 nucleotides. RefSeq names its product Rad4 family protein. The transcript has a single exon. The record is from RefSeq and is a predicted model, not a curated record. Bases 1 to 2715 code for a protein of 904 amino acids. NCBI's taxonomy places the organism in Eukaryota, Fungi, Ascomycota, Eurotiomycetes, Eurotiales, Aspergillaceae. Gene Ontology annotation, cellular component: XPC complex; nucleotide-excision repair factor 2 complex; nucleus. Gene Ontology annotation, biological process: nucleotide-excision repair; mismatch repair. Gene Ontology annotation, molecular function: damaged DNA binding; single-stranded DNA binding.
AUGCCGCCAUUCAUCCCCCGCAAGCGCUUCUCGUCCGAGGACCCGCCCCCGGCUAAACGCCAGGCCCAGGCCAAACCGGACAACCCUGCCAAGCCCGUUACCGAUAACAAUGAUGUCGACUCAGAUUCCAGCUCCGAGCUCAGUGAUGUCCCCGAAGAGCCUGGUAGCUCAUCUAAAGCAACACCAGCAGGGUUAGAAGAUUCCGAUGAGGAGGAUGAGGACUCCGAUGACGAAAUUGAUUGGGAAGAUGCCAUCGAUAUCAACAGCGCAACUACCCCAACGCUGGCUGCUCCAGAAUACCAGGACCUAGAGCUGACGCUGGAUAAAAAUGAGGCCCCUAUUGAGAGUCUGGUGGAUCCUAAAAAAGGACCGACUAAAAUUGAGCGCCAGAUUCGAAUCCAAUCGCAUUGUAUGCAUGUCCAGUGUCUACUCUUUCAUAAUGCCAUUCGCAAUUCAUGGAUCAAUGAUGCCAAGGUACAUGAAACUCUUCUCAAGAAAUUACCGGAGGGGAUUCAUAAAGAAUUGAAGAAAUGGAAGAUCGCCUCUGGGUUAGAGCUACCUGAGAAGAAGCCUGAGCCACCCAAGCCAAAGAAGAAGAAAGGCAAGCAGGCACGGAAGAAGGAGGACUGGGGUGAGGACUCGGAACGGCUAGAACCUGGUCAGCCAGAUAUGAGUCGGGGCGAUCCCAUCAUCAUUCUACUCAAGGUGCUUGUCGCCUAUUGGAGGAAACAGUUUCAUAUCUCAGCUCCGGGUUUGCGCAAGCAUGGCUAUCGCCCUGUCGCAUCAUUGGAAACUGUGCUUAAGGACUUUCAUAAAGAAGAACACGAUCCUGAGAAGCAUGGAGAACGAAUAGGUAACCUUGAAGAAUUUCGAGAAAGGGCAACACGCAUGGAGGGUUCUCGAGACGUUGGGGCUCAACUGUUUACAGCUCUACUCAGAGCUUUGGGUAUCGAAACAAGGCUGGUAGCGAGUCUCCAGCCAUUAGGAUUUGGCUGGACCAAAGCAGAAAUUUACACCCCGCCCAAAGCAAAAACAAUGACAGAUCAAGAGAACCCUAGUGCUGGCGCUACGCCUGCACUCGACUCGGAAAACUCAGGGUCCGAGUCUGAGGUGGAGACACCAAAGUCGAAGAAAAAGAACCCCAGCAAAUACGAUGCCGAUCUAGUCUUCCCCAUUUACUGGGCUGAAGUUGCCUCUCCCGUUACUCAUGAAAUUAUCCCCGUCGAUCCACUGGUACUAUCCAAUCCAAUAGCACCUACCGCAGAACUUCAGGCCUCAUUUGAGCCACGCGGAGCUAAGGCUGAACGCGCAAAGCAAGUCAUAUGCUACGUGGUCGCACACUCGAAUGAUGGAACCGCCAAAGACGUCACAACACGUUAUCUCAAACGACGGACAUGGCCUGGCAAGACGAAAGGGUUCAGAAUGCCGGUAGAGAGGAUCCCGAUCCCCGGUCACCGCGGUCAAUUCUUUGAGUUCGACUGGUUCCGAGUGGUGAUGCGCGGGUAUGAGAGAGCCCCGGGUAAAAGAACCGAGGCAGAUAAACUUGAAGACGAAAAAGACCUCCAACGCAAACAGCCCGAGAAAAAGAAACCAUCCCAAGCCACAGAUACACUUCAGAGCCUUCGCACCUCAACGGAGUUCGUACUCGAGCGCUUCCUACGUCGCGAGGAAGCACUCAGACCAGGUGCGGAGACUGUACGUACUUUUGUGGCUGGCAAAGGUGCUCGAGCGAAAGAAGAGCCUGUAUUCCGACGUGCAGAUGUGGUAAAGUGCAUGUCGGCGGAGAGUUGGCACAAAGAAGGAAGACAGAUCCAGGCUGGAGCAGUACCACUUAAACGCGUGCCUAUUCGGGCUGUCACUCUCAUUCGUAAACGAGAAGUCGAAGAACUGCAACGCGAAACUGGCGAGAAACCUUUACAAGGACUCUAUGCUCGUGAUCAAACGGAGUACAUCAUCCCACCUCCAAUUGUCGACGGCAUCAUUCCCAAGAAUGACUAUGGGAACAUUGACUGCUUCGUUCCAAGUAUGAUUCCCCGUGGUGCUUCCCACGUGCCUUUACCGGGUACAGUCCGAAUCUGCAAGAAGCUUGGGAUUGACUAUGCAGAGGCUGUUACUGGCUUCGAAUUCGGAUCCAAGAUGGCAGUUCCAGUUAUUCAGGGAGUGGUGAUUGCGGCUGAGAAUGAAGAUCUACUUCGAGAUGCUUGGCGUAUCGAAGCCGCUGAAAAGCGUAAGCGUGAACAACUCAAAGCUGAGAAGCGGAUCUUGCAGACAUGGCGGAAGUUCUUGUUUGGACUGCGUAUCGCAAAGCGUGUGCGUGAAGAGUAUGGUGGUGGAGAUCCUGCGGAUGAUCACCAGCGAGAUACUAAUAACCCCUUUGCGGCUCGGAAAAAGAAGUCGGAUGACCAGGAGGAGACUGUCGAUGAGGGUCAUCUUCAUGAGGAGUCUACCCAUGAUGCUUUUGAUACAGGUGGAGGCUUUCUGUUACCGGGUGAGGAUGACGAUCAAGCGAAUGAUGGCUUGAUCGUGGAGCAUCAUAAGGAAGAUACAAAACAACAUGUUGAAGCUUCUCAUAAACUGGAUGAUCGAGAUGAUUCUGAUAGAUUAUCACCUCCAGUUACAAUAUCCUCUGGCUCGAAUGCUGAUCAGGAUGAAUCUGAGCCGGAUUAUGUACCGCCAACACGAGGCAAUACACGACGUCGUCGACGCGGAUGUUGA